This is a messenger RNA of Patiria miniata (bat star), 2994 nucleotides long. RefSeq lists its product as uncharacterized. NCBI's taxonomy places the organism in Eukaryota, Metazoa, Echinodermata, Asteroidea, Valvatida, Asterinidae. Bases 214 to 1257 code for a protein of 347 amino acids. The record is from RefSeq and is a predicted model, not a curated record. The transcript is spliced from 7 exons.
ACCUGUUAAUACUGACUGCAGUGGCACGAACACGUACACGGGCAUCGUAUUGUAGGUUGAGCUCUCCGAAGUUCUUCAUUGUUACAGCUGUAAUUUACCAAAGAAAUUGAAGAGACAAGUAAGACCCUACGGAGGUUGGGGGAAACAUUAUCUUGGAAAAGACAGAAGUAGGCCAGGCAACAAGUUAUACGGACGGGGGUUAAGUUGAAGACAAUGGGCGGCUGUAGUAGUAACUCCAAAUCGAGGGCUCUCCUACUGCUCUGCCUGCUACUACAGACGAUAGUCCUUGGGAUUGCCAAAACGAAAAUCUACAUGAAGACGCCAGGGGUAUGUGUAGCUUUCGGGGACUCAAUUCAUUUGGUCUGUGUACUAGGAGAGGCAUCAAACGAAGACACACAGAUAGCGUUCUUCAAGGGAUCGAUGCCACUCGCCAGUAACAGCAGGGUCCAUAUAAAUAACGACCACACUGAACUCUGUCGAGAGAUCGGCUCGAAUCGUAAAUGUGAUCUGAGGGCGAGUCUCACAGUAGAUGAUGUAUCGGCGAGCGAUAAAGGCGUCUACUGGUGUCAGGCGACAGAAAAUAAUAUUACAAUAAAAGCAAAUGCGACAGUGUUUGUGCAAUCACAAUCCGAACUUGAAUUGCCCGCCAAUGUGAUGACAGUUAAUCUGGGGGACAAUAUCACUGUCCCGCUAGACCGAAAAUGCGACCUCUAUGCACCAGUCCAAGUCACCAGAACGAGCAGGGAUGGAACGGUCAAAGAGCUUCCCUACCGGCACGACCACGAAGAAUAUCAACAUGCGUACGUCACCAAGCUAGAGGGUGCGCUCUUCAUCCCAGGCUUCAAUUGCACGGACGAAGGGAACUACACCUUUACUGUGAUCGCUGGCCGGAACUACAAACCUGUGUUCACGUCAAAAUCCAUUUACAUAAACGCUUCGUGUGAAGGUUGCUGCCAAGGAGACGCUCCCGUGACUUCAACCACGAUCAGCUUGGAUACAAGUAGCCAGGCUUACACAAGUCGCGAAGUCACUGCAGAACCGAGCGGCAACUCUGACGCAAUCGGCAUGGGUACAGGUAACACCGCCAACAUUGUCAUCAUUGCAACCCUGUGCGUCUUGGUGGUCGCCGGCCCCCUCGGAGUGCAUUGCUGGCACCGUCGCAAGAAUCGCCAUUCUUUCAGCCCAGAACGAAGCGCUGGUGCAGACGAGGAAGCACCUAGAUUGCGGCUUGAACGGAUGAACUCAAACGACCAAUAAGGAAACAUUGUCACGUGUCACGUGUUCCAGUUGGCGGGAAAAAAAUGCCCCGCCCUCCAUUCAAGGUUCCGAAUCUGAUGAUUAAAGACCGAUUUCAAAAGGAAACGUUUCGCAACUGUGACGUCCAAACGUUCAAUGUCUUUUUUGUCAGUGUUAUGACAGCACAAACCUUACUAGAAAAACCCGAUAUUGAAAAGAAUCGUGCACAAUUUGCAAAGGAAUGUCCAUAAUUAAACAGAACACAUGGUCGAAAAAUAAUGGUAAGCCCUUUCCCCGACCCCAAAUCUAAUGACAAAAUCUUGGGGUGCGUAACCAGUGUACUUGACCAAAAUAUUACAAAAGAUAUUCUUCCUCGUUUCAAAGGUUGAUUUGUAGUGACCAGCUCCUACAGUUACUGAGAAAGUUGCCUUUUCUACCGCAAAUGCCUUAUCAAAUUCAACAGCCCUCUAUCGUAACAUUUCCGAAAACAUAACUCAAAAAUAAUAAGAAUACUAUAACUCAAAACGAACGGGCUUACAUGUAAAUACUGUAAUUUUGUAGAUAAGUGUACAUAUAAAAUCAAUUGAACGGGGAAAAUAGAGGAAGGCCUAAUGUCUAAAUGUACAGGAAAAAAAAACGGUUUUGUUUUAUUUAUUCCGUCUCCAAAUAGUCUUUGCAGGUUGAAGACAGCAAACAAAACUACUUUUACAGCUGUGUUAUAAUGUCAAAUACAAAACACGGACAUUAUUAGGCCUAUCCUAAAUAAAUUGCAUUGGGUAAAAGAAAGACAAAUCGAGUUUUGCCUAAUUUCAUUAAUCAAAUACAGCAUUUGAAUUGUUAAUAAUGGGAAAAAUGUAAAAACAAAGAAAUAGUAUUUGACAAUUAGUUUUUUGAGCCCUUGAGUAUAGCGCACCACACCUCAUGAUUAGAUUUCCACCUUAUGAUAGGAACGCUGCUAGCCUUGGUGAUUUUAAAUCAGUGCUGAAGAAUCACCUUUUCAUAUAAGCUUUUUAUCAAUGUGCGCGUUGUUGAUAUUUUAUUGAUGCUAUCUUUAGAUAAUUUAUUGAAUUUGCUGUCAAUUUGUUUACACCUUUCUAUCGAUUAAUGUGUGAUCUCACUGUAUUUGUUUUUAACAUACUCGUGAAAGGGUCAUGUCUUAUCACUUUUAUGAAUAUAUUGUGAAAUUUUUGAGCGUUUUACCGAUUAAUUUUGUGAUAUUGUAAUUUACCAAUGUUUUCAGUAAUUUAUCAUAGUUCUUUUUGUUAGAUUAUUUAUUCUCUAAUUGUUAUCUGCUCCGGUAAAUUGAAUGAAACUGGAGCAAUAUAAAUCAAUAAAUUAUUAUAAAAUAUUACAUUUGGGAAAACAAUUAAAAUAUUAUUACAUUUACUAAAGGUUGAAUAUGACGUGCCCGACUCCAGAAUGUUCAAGUCGGGCGAGAAUACAAUCCUUGCUUAAUAUUGACUUGGAUUCCUAGCCGAACAAUAGGUUAAUCUAUCGAAAUGUUUUCUUUAGUUUUUAUGUGAAACUAAGCUUGAUUCUUGAUUGAUGUUUUCUUACAUACACUUUUUAUUAAAGUUCAAAAAGUUAAUUUCUUCUGGAUUCCAAAGAAGACAUUCCUAAUAGUUCUAGGGCCUUAGAGUGACAAUCAUAGCUUAUUUUUUUAUCAAUUUUAUGUGAGUCAAUUCGUGGACAAAUGUGUGUGUUAUGAUUUUUUUCUAACAUACACUUUAUAUUAAAGUGCAACGAACGUUUACAUUA